CACUUCAUGAAUUAUAAUUACUGGGUAAAUGUAAAUUCAUAUACUGUAAAAUCAUCAACUACUGCAAAAAAAAAUAUCUGUACCAUGGGAACUUAAUCUGGAUGCUGAUCGGUCUUUUUAUAUUCAGCUGUGGUUGAUGUGAAUACUGCCCCCUUGUGAUAGUAACAGCAGGAAUUGAGAAACUGCAAUGUGUUAUUUGUUGUGAAGUUCUAUCAGCCGAAUCUAUGAAGCCGAACAAACUAAAACGCCAUUUUGAUAGCAAGCAUCCGAGCUUUGCUGGCAAGGAUACCAACUAUUUUAGAAGCAAAGCUGAUGGAUUCAAGAAAGCCAGACUUGACACUGCUGGCAAGUACCACAAACAAAACGUAGCAGCCGUUGAAGCUUCAUAUUUGGUGGCACUCAAAAUCGCCAGAGCUAUGAAACCUCACACCAUUGCUGAGGAUUUGCUGUUGCCAGCGGCCAAAGACAUUGUUCGAGUUAUGAUCGGAGACAAAUUUGUUACGAAAUUGAGUGCAAUUUCCUUAUCUAACGACACUGUCCACAGAAGAAUAGAUGACAUGUCUGCUGAUAUUCUUGAUCAGGUAAUCCAGGAAAUUAAAUCUGCUCCACUUCCAAUAUCCAGCUUGAUGAAUCUACGGACGUUGUAAACUGUUCACAGUUACUGGUUUAUGUGAGGUAUGUUAAUGAUGGUGACUUUAUUUUUAUUUAUUUAUUUUUUUAAAGGUUCUUUU
Molecule: messenger RNA, 731 nt
Organism: Hipposideros armiger (great roundleaf bat)
Lineage: Eukaryota; Metazoa; Chordata; Mammalia; Chiroptera; Hipposideridae
Product: zinc finger BED domain-containing protein 5-like
Exons: 2
Coding region: 225-647 (140 amino acids)
Source: RefSeq, a predicted model, not a curated record